Molecule: messenger RNA, 1574 nt
Organism: Prorocentrum cordatum
Lineage: Eukaryota; Dinophyceae; Prorocentrales; Prorocentraceae
Source: the annotation of a GenBank genome assembly
AUGUCAGGGCACUACAUCCAGCCAGCGCACACCGAAGUGGCAGGGCCGAAAGGUACCAACAAGUUCUGGGCCAACUGGGUCGUCUCGAGCGGGGCCCACCAGACCAUCUACCCUGGGCCAUACUCGCUGCGGUGGGCCUCCACGGCCGCUGGAGCUCCGCCCGACCUGCGAGUGUCCCACGGCGAAGCCACCAACGUGUACGGCAAUGCCCAGACGACGGGUACGGACCGCAUCGAGUGGUACACGACACCCUUUGUCGGCGAAUUUGGUCUCGGUGCGGUCGAGUCGUCCGGUGGGCAAGGGCACACCAUCGUGCGCGAGGGGCUCUUCGGCGUCUGGGCAGCGUGGCGUGGCCCUGCCGGCACGUCGCGCAAGGUAACGUACCCUAUCUUCAGCGGCAUGACCUACGUCUCCGCCCUCUUCGAAGGCGGGUUCACACCUCGCAUUACCUCGCAGCGAGCCAUCACGACCGUUCACAAGGUUGGCGACGGAAUCUGGAGUUUUGUCAACAACGGUGGUGUUGAGUUUCGCGUCUACGCCCUCACGCCAGAGGGCGAGCCCGUCGACGGCUCUUUUGACUUCGACGCUGCUGGCAAGCUAAAUGGCCCGCUAGAGGGAUGGAUCAGACUCGCGCGCGUCGUGGAGCAGGGCGACGAAGCCGUCCUCGACGCGCAUGCAGGCGCCGUGCUAACGGGCGUAGACCUUGAGGUCCUGGCCGGCGGAGCAGUGCGGUAUGCGUUCGAGAAGCCUGGCGGCAGCAGCACGCCGGUCCUGCACUUCGCGUACCGGCACCACAUAGCGCUGUUCGCUGGCGUCGAGCAGAGCGAGGCGGUGGGUCUGGCGCCCAUGCGCGCGCCGACCAAGGGCCACAUGCAUGGCGUCGUGGGCGACGCCUGGAAUCUCGCAGUCGACCUCUCUGAGGUAUCCGGCCUGGGCUUCCUGCUUGAUGGCGACCCUGACGCUUCGUUGGUCCCGUUCCUGGCGCAGGAGUCGCUCGGGACGCUCCAGUGGUUCCUUCAAAAUGACAACUGGAAGACGGCCUUGUUCAAGAACAGCUAUUACUUCAGCGGGAAGGGCUUCCAGAAGGUCGCGAUGAUCUGUUUGCUCGUGGAGAAGUUCUAUGGCGCGAGCGACGGCCAGACGCAUGCCUGCGCUGGCAUUCUGGAGGCGGGGUUCAGGUGCUUAUACGAUCCUGCCUACUCCGGAGACUGCGGCAACGCGCCCAGGGGGACGUAUUACGACCAGGACUGGGGCGGCAUUCCAAGCAAGGAUGGCUACAGUAGCGAGGGCUGCAUGGGCUGGGUGGACUUUGGCAACGCCUGCUACAAUGACCAUCACUACCACUACGGGUCCGUCUUCUCGACCUCAAUCCUCUGCUCCCUCGGAUUCUAAAGUGACCACAGCUUUUCGCGCGAAAAGUCACGGGUGUCCAUGGGCCAGGAGGAACACCUCUGGCAUCACUGAUUCCUCCUGCUCCCCUCCUCCCCUUCCUCGUCCUCGUUCGCCUCCUCCUCCUCCGCUUCCUCCUCGUCCUCCUCGUCGUCGUCCUCCCUCUCUGCUCCUGUCUCCCCCCC